This is a messenger RNA of Bicyclus anynana (squinting bush brown), 3018 nucleotides long. RefSeq names its product peptidoglycan recognition protein-like (gene PGRP-S2). Gene Ontology annotation, biological process: peptidoglycan catabolic process; innate immune response. The record is from RefSeq and is a predicted model, not a curated record. The coding region runs from base 31 to 609 and encodes 192 amino acids. Lineage: Eukaryota; Metazoa; Arthropoda; Insecta; Lepidoptera; Nymphalidae. The transcript has 4 exons. Gene Ontology annotation, molecular function: peptidoglycan binding; zinc ion binding; N-acetylmuramoyl-L-alanine amidase activity.
UCGGAGACUUGUGUGUAUUCAGUUUUCAAGAUGGCCACCGCACAAAUUGCUCUUUUCCUCGUGGUCGUUACAGUCAGUCAGUUCCGAUUUACUGUGGCUGAUUGUGAUGCAGUGCCAAUAGAAAAAUGGGGCGGCAGUCCUUUGAACAGGUCAAAGGAACUCUCAAGACCUGUGAAGAUAGCCGUAGUACAGCAUACAGUUACCCCAGAAUGUUCGACUGACGCUGAAUGUGAAGAAGCAGUUAGAUUUAUAAGAGAGAUGCAAAUAAAAAACGGCUUCGACGAUAUUGCACAGUCUUUCGUAGUUGGCGGCAAUGGGAAAGUGUAUGAAGGAGCGGGAUGGAAAGUUGGCGCGCACACUUUUCGAUGGAACGAGAAAUCUAUUGGUAUCUCUUUUGUCGGGGAUUUUAGAGAAAAAUUGCCGUCUCCCCAAGCAUUGCAGGCCGCACAGAAAUUCCUCGAAUGUUCAGUAGGAAACAAGAAUUUGGAUGAGAAGUACCACCUAGUGGGUCACCUCCAACUGACUGCCACUAUCAGUCCUGGAGCCGAGUUACAGAAUCUCAUUGAAACUUGGCCACAUUGGUUGCGUGACGUCAGCAUUUUGAAUUAACAUGAAAUCCAGACAAAGUGAUUUGUCUGUUACUUUUUUAUAGCUAAGUCACUGAACCGAUUUUGAGACUUUAGUAUGAAGAUAAAUUGGAUCUUUGAGCAGAACAUAGUGUAACGAGCUCUUCGAAAAUGAGUGCUGUUUAUUAUUGAUAUUAUAAAAAGGGGGUAUUUUAUAAUUUGAGUUCAGUUCUUUGUUAGGCAGCGUGGACGCCGUCUCGCUGCCAAUCACGUUAGUGAUUUUGUGCGAUAAUGUUAUGUGGUGUAAUUAUUGAUCAUAAAUUGUUUAGUGUGGAGAUAUCGGAUAGGGAAGGUGAGGGUUAAUGCAUUCUAAAAGGAUUUUUAAACCUACAACGAAGGUCACAAGUCCUGGGACCUGCUCGAGGUGUUUCCUCUACCACAAAAUGAUAGUACAAUCACUGCUGCAACCCAUUUCACGUUACAAAAGGUUACUUUUUGAGCAAAAAUAUGAAUCGAAUGAGUUCGAGCAUUACGACUAGAAAAAAGUGUCAUGCAAGGCAUUGUUUUGUUGUAGACGACGUUUUUUAAAUAAGAUUAAUUCCACUUGCGUGUUCCGCUACCAUAAAUAUAACGGUUUUUUCUUUCACCUUUAUGUUCCAUUAUUAUGUAAAUCGUAUACUGUUGUCUGUAGUUUUUUUAAGUAUUCAAACUAUAACGUCUUUGUCGGUAUUUCUUAAGCUGUACAUAAAGAUUCAAACAUUUCAACACUUAAAUAUCAGGCACUUUGAAUCUUGUUCAAAUAAGUGCGCAAAGAAAUGGACUUUGCCGAACGGUGUUGGUUUUUUACCUUACUCGCUUAAUGCAUUCAAAGUCAACGUACUGUUUAAAGAUGGAGUAGCAGUGGGUUGCAUCAAUAACUGGACAAGCAAAUGUACAAAGUUCGUUAUUUAAAUGUUCAAAUAAUUUAAGCAUAAUAAUAUUAUGUGCUACAUGAAGCACCGGCUUUAGUUUCUUACCUAGCAGUCUUAAGCGAGAACAUUAUAUUAUAGAACUUUAGUUAUUUGGUAAUUUUCUUUUAAUUCUGUACAUUAUAUUGUGUUAAAAUUUCUAGUCAUAAGUUAAUAAACAUUCAUUUUCAAACAUGAAAACCAAAUUUUUUUUGUGUAACUUAAAGUGACAAGGCUUAAGACUAAAUAGUUUCACCUUUGAAUGCAAAUGCAUGCAAUGCAUGCAAAAAUGAAAUAAAAUGAACUUUAUUUGCCUUAAUACAUUUAAAUAUACAGGGUGCUCAUAAAAAAUAUAAAGUCGCAGUGUGUUACCAUAUACAUGACGCUCAAAUUUUACAAUAUAUAUAAUUGUUUGAGUAUUUAUUACUUACCCCCAUCACACAAUUGUUUUAAUUAAGAAAUACAAUUAAAAAUUGAAAUAAAUAUAAACUUAUACAUGUCAAAACUAAAUUUUGUCUACGUCUAGGAAAAAGUAACUAAUAUUUUUUACUUCAAUAAUAAGCACAGACUGUUAAUAUUACUUGUAGUGCUGUCAAUCCGUGGGCAUGUUGCCAAAUUACACUUUAACUUCACAUUCGCUUUAAAUACUAAAAAAAAUUAUGGGAAUGAUAUAUCCGAUUGAUAGUUUGAUCACUAGGCCUAACGAUGACGAAUGUCAUAUUUUUUUUAAUUAUCGAAGCCUUCAAUUCUCUUUCUACAAACAUAAGGAUAACUAAUGGAUUAAAACCCCAUUUACAGUUAUGUAUAUAUAUAUAUUAUAUAUCGUAAUAUAUAAAUCAGUUAUGUUUAACAAUAAAUUAGAUCUAUAAAAAUCUUAAUAACAGUAGCUACACCAUUGAAAAAACUGAUUCAAGAUAGAAAAAUUUAAAUCAGUUCUUUUAAAACUAUUUAAAAAUUAGUUUUAGAUAUUUGAGUGGUGUAUCUACCAUUUGCGUUUUAUCCAUUAAUUACGGGACACCCUGUAUAAAUGUAUAUAGCUAUAUUUUAAUGAAUUUUAUAAAUAGGUGGAGUAAAUUUCUUGUACUUUCAGUAAAUUAUAAAAUUUAAUUAAGAGAAAAGUGAAAUGAAAUAAUUAAUGAGGAAAUAACAAAGCUUUGUUUUCUCGCGGUUUGACGCAACGCUUUGUUAAGGAGUAGGUACCGGAAAAUAAAUGGCACUCUCUUGAGCUAUCAUUCGCACGAGAGUUUUUUUACCGGACGUUAAAAAGUGUUCAAAUAUAGUAUUAAGUUAAAUGAAGGUCUACGAUUAUUUUCAACGUCCAAAAUUGAAAAUGCAACACUGCUCGAUAAAAAGUGUCGGGUUUUUAAAACGCUGUCGUGUAAACAUAUACUUAAGAAUGCAUUUGUUGUAUUUGAACGCUUUUUAACGUCCGUUAAAAAAAAACUCUCGUGCGAAUGGGGGCUGAAGUGUCAAUGUUCUAUUUUUUGCUGUUUCUAAUAAAAAAU